GGCUUGUCUGAAUGGUCUUGGCCUCGCCGACCCACCAUCCUCCUCUGCCCAUCCGUAUGCGCUGCGGCGUCCCUCUGCCGCGCCCUCGGCACGCGCAUCCACAGCAGCUGUUCAACACAUACGACACAGCUCCCUCUCGUCGCUCGCUGCUGCUCACUGCCGCCGCCGCCGCCGCCGCCGGCCCGUCCCUCGUCGCGCCUGCCACCGCCGCCGACUCAUCGCUCGUCUACCGGCCGCUGAGCAGCGUUGACGUCGGGCGCGGCGCGCUCGCGCGGACCGAACAGCAGUACUCGACGACGUUUGCUGCGUAUCUCUCUCGAUUCCUGCUCAACAACGAGCCGACGACGCGGCGGUGGUGGCAGACGCAGGUCUCGGAGGCGGAGUCCUUUACGAUGGACGACGAGGCGAGCGACGGCAUCGUCGGUCUGCUCGGCGAACAGCGGCGCGAUGCCUUCCUCGCGUCCAAGUUCUCCUCGCUCGUCACUUCGGUCGAGGUCGGUCUCGAGGGGUACUACGGCGAGAAGGGCGCGGGCAGGCUGGGAGAGGCGCUGGCCAACAAGUACUCCUCGGCGGGCCAGAAGCGCCUCCUCGCCCACCUUCUCUGCCUCAUCGAGCGCGAGCAGCAGCCCACGCGCCUCAUCGGCUCUCUCAUCGGAGAGGCGGAUGCCAGCCGCCUCGCCUCCGUCCAGCUCGAGACUGCGGCGACAGGCUACUCGGCGACCCCUCCCUCCGUCACGGUCGGCCCUCCCCCGUCGCUCGACCGCGGCGGCCGGACGGCCAAGGCUCGCGCGCUGAUGCGGCCGACCGGCCGGUGGCGGGAGGUGCGUCUGCUCGACGGCGGCGCUGGCUACGCCGACGGGGAGGUGCCUGAGCUGGUCGCGUGUGGCGAGGGCUACUUGGCAAGGCAGGGGAACGGCUCUGCACCCUCCGCCGCGCGAGCGAGGGCGGAUCUGCUGGCCGAGUACAAGAUCGCGGCGGUCUAUCUCGGGCCCGCGACGCCUCCGGCCGCGUCGGUGGGGCUGCCGCUGCCGACGGCGGCGGCCGAGCGCACCGAGCCUGCGCGCGCGCGCGCGCAGAUGCUGCCGGCCGGCCUCGUCCCCAGGCGCGAGGCGGACGGCAGGUUCGGGCUGGCGGUGGCGGUGCCUGCCGGCGCGUUCGGCUCGCGCGCGGCGGCGCCCGUCGAGCGAGUGAGUGGGCUGCAGCCGGCGGCGGCGGCAAAGAUCUUCCUAGCCGGCGGACUCUGCUCUUCGGUCGCGCACACUCUGCUGGUGCCUCUCGACGUGGUCAAGACGAGGCUGCAGACGGAGCCGCCGGGCACCUACUCUGGGCCGCUCGACUGCGCUCGCUCGUUGGCCGCGUCCGAAGAGGGCGCCGCCGCCUUCCUGCAGGGCGCCGGCGCGACGGCGUUCGGGUACGCCUUGGCUGGCGCGUGCGCCUUUGGGCUGCUGGAGGUCUUUUCGCGCGCCAUCAACGAGGCAGCGGGCGCGGGCAACUCGCUCUUCUUCUCGACGCCGCUGCUCGCGCUUGCGUCGGCGUGCGCGACCGCUUUUUGCGCGGCGGUGGUUUGCCCGUUUGAGGCGGUGAGGAUAGGGGCGGUGCGGAACGGCGCGUCGUCGCUCGCGGCCGUGCAGCAGAUUGUCGCCGACGAGGGGGCCGCCGCGCUCUACCGCGGGCUCGGGCCGAUCCUCCUCAAGGAGGUGCCCUUCGUGGUGACCAAGUUCGUCGUCUUCGACCGCGUCGCCGCGCUGCUCGCCGCCGCCCUGCCCGACGCGCAGGGCGGCGCCCUCCUCUCGGUCGGGCUUCCCCUCGCCGCCGGGUCGGUCGCCGGCCUCUUCGCGGCGCUCGCGUCGCAGCCCGCCGACGCGCUACUGACGCUCACCAACGAGGAGGGCGCGACGCUCGGCUCGGCGACCUCUCGCCUCGCCGCCGAGCCUCGGCUCGCGCUGCAGGGGCUCGCGCCGCGCGGCCUCUUCGCGAUGCUCCUCUCGUCGCUCCAGUUCCUGAUCUACACGCGGCUGCGCGACCUGUUUGGCGUCUCGAAGGCCGACCUCACUCUCGUGUGGGACGCGCUCGCGACCAUCCAAGCGGGGCCCAUCGGAAGAUGAUAUUGCGGGUGCGCUGCGAUGCGCUGAUUGAUCUGGAGGCCAUCAGACGAUCAGAGUGCAUGCAGACAAAAAAAUGGUUUACGUUUACGUCUCGCGGCACGCGGGCCGCCUGCAGUUUUUUUUCUCACAGUCGUGACGCGGUGACGCUUCUCUCACACACCUAAAAAAUGAAAAAGUCUAACU
Messenger RNA from Emiliania huxleyi CCMP1516, 2288 nucleotides. RefSeq names its product putative mitochodrial carrier protein. Bases 12 to 2105 code for a protein of 697 amino acids. Gene Ontology annotation, molecular function: phosphate transmembrane transporter activity. Gene Ontology annotation, cellular component: mitochondrial inner membrane. The transcript has 7 exons. The record is from RefSeq and is a predicted model, not a curated record. Gene Ontology annotation, biological process: mitochondrial phosphate ion transmembrane transport. Lineage: Eukaryota; Haptophyta; Isochrysidales; Noelaerhabdaceae.